AUGACUGCCAAUGCUGAUUACUACCCUACUGCGAAGCUCCGUAUUGCCUACGUAACUAGCCGUUGCAAAGGUGACGCUCAUCGACAUAUAUCUCCUCGUCUCGAAACCCAGGACUAUCGGGACUUCGGUGAGAUCCUGAACCACCUGAAAGGCGUGUUCGUGGAUCCGAAUAAGGCCCGCAACGCCCGUCGAACGUUCAAUACUAUCAAGAUGGCCAACUUCAAGGACUACCAUACUUUCGCGUCUGAAUUUCAAUACCUUGCAGUGGAAGGCCAGAUUGACCGAGAAACCUGGAAGGAAAGCUUCUUCCACGCUUUGCCGGACGAGGUACAGCGUAUGGUCGCAUACGCCUUUAAUGAUGACAACCGAACCCUUGGGAACCUCACCCACGAAUGCGCCAAGGUGGCUGACCUCUGGGCUGACAUAAAUAAGCGCCGAAGCAACCGCAAUGCAGCUAGAGGAGGUUCUAAGCCAUCAACCCCGAAUAAAAGUUCCAGUUUACGCGCUGGCACUCCUAUCAAAUCUGAAGAAAGACCAGUUAAGAAAGGAGGGCAAGUGCCGUAUCUUUCCCAUUCAAUUCAAUUAGCUACCAAUGGAUAUUCAGUUUCUACACACGCAUUGAUCGAUACCGAAGCCAACGGACUCAGUUUUCUAAAUCAUGAUCUCGCUAUUCUACUCGCUAAACGAUUCAACCUACACACGAUCCCCCUGCCCAACAGCGUGCCGAUUAAGGGCUACAAUGGCAGCAAAGGCGGUGAUAUCACCCAUGCAAUUAUACUGACCCUGAUCAUCGAUCAACGAACGCAGAAGUUACCUUUCUUGAUAGUGGAUCUCGGCCAGAACGACGUGAUCCUCGGCAGGAAGUGGCUGCAGGAGAACACUGAACGAGCUCUGUGCCGCAUAGAGCGGGCACUAAAGGAAGCUCAGGGUGAUCCCGAACCGGCCCUGGAGCGACCCCCUAAGGCUGCCAAGAAGGAUCUGCCAGAGGUCGAUAUCUUCGCGAUCAGCGGCUCUGCCUAUCAGCUCCCUCUCGGUAGAUCGGACUGCUUCAUUACCUCGCUGGCGCAGAUUGACAAGAUCAUCGAUGAGAAGACCUACCCUAAACGCCAACUGGAGGUCGAGAAACUGAAAGAGCAGAUCCCCGAGGCCUACCAUAGCUUUGUGGACGUGUUCUUGAAGUCAGCGUUGGAUGCGCUGCCCCCGAGGAGGGAAAACGACCACCAAAUUGAGCUCACUGAUAAGAAUACGCUAGGAUAUAGCCCCCUAUAUCGGUACUCUACAAAGGAGCUAGAAGCGAUCAAGGCCUAUAUGGUAGAGAACCUGCAGAAAGGCUUUAUCGUUCCCAGUGCUGCCCCGUUCGGCUCCCCCGUGUUGAUGGCUGCGAAGCCAGGAGGAGGCCUGCGGUUCUGCAUGGACUACCGGAAGUUGGACUCGAUCACGAAGAAGAAUCGCUAUCCCCUGCCCCUGAUGGACGAGUUGCUGGACCGGCUAGGCCGCGCGAAGAUCUUUACCUACCAAGCUCGACAUCAGGCAGGGCUUCUACCGCAUACGAAUGCACCCCGAUUCAGUGGAUCUCACCACGUUUCGCACCAACUGAUGAAUGACAUCUUUAUUGAUCUGAUCGACAAGUACGUGGCUGUUUAUGUAGACGAUAUCCUGAUCUUCAGUGAGGACGAGCUCGAACAAGAGGCCCACGUUCAGGAGGUACUGAAGCGGCACCGCGCUGCAGGCCUCCAGGCCGCUAUUCACAAGUGCGAAUUCAAUGUAAAAAGAACUAAGUUCUUAGGCUUCAUCCCGACCAUGGAUGGCAUUGAGGUUGACCCUGAGAAGAUCGCAGUGAUCACUAACUGGCAGGUUCCGACUACAGUUAGAGGAGUCCAGUCGUUUCUCGGGUUCUGCAACUUCUAUCGACGCUUUAUAGAGGCCUACAGUAGGAUCGCCAGGCUACUGUAUGCCUUAACGAAGAAGCUGUCAUCCUUUGAGUGGACUUCCAGCUACCAGGAAGCCUUUGAGCAGCUGAAGAAAUACCUGACCUCGGCGCCUCUCCUACGUCACCACGACCCCACCCUCCCGUCCGGGAUUGAAACGGAAGCCUCUAACUGCGUGAUUGCCGGCAUAUUCUCCCAGUUAUUCGAGGGUAGGUGGCACCCUAUUGCCUACUUCUCUAGGGAUAUGCUCGGUGCUGAGCGUAACUACGAUAUUCAUGAUAAGGAGCUCUGGAGAACGGAGCUUGAAGGGCUUCAGAUCACUGAACGAAUAGAGAUCUGGACUGAUUAUAGGGCCCUUGAAUACUUCAUGACUACGAAGAAGCUGAACGGGCGCCAGGCCCGGUGGUCAGAGUUCCUUUCAAGGUUCCACUUCCUGAUCAAGUUCAGGCUCGGGCUGAAAAACACGGCUGCUGACGCCCUAUCGAGACCUGAAGAGAGUCCUCUGGACCUAGAUGCAAAAAACCAGGCUCUAUUGAGGCCAGAGUGA
Molecule: messenger RNA, 2475 nt
Organism: Aspergillus affinis
Lineage: Eukaryota; Fungi; Ascomycota; Eurotiomycetes; Eurotiales; Aspergillaceae
Product: pol polyprotein
Exons: 4
Coding region: 1-2475 (824 amino acids)
Source: RefSeq, a predicted model, not a curated record